GUAUCUUUUGUUACGGUUAUAUGUGCUGAAUUAGCGGUUUCCUUCAAAAGACUACAUUAGUUAUUGACGACUUUAUCAACCUCCUUGGGCAAUUCUGGAUUAGGAAUUUUACAAUCCUACAUCAACAUGAACCAGAUGGUAGAAAGCAAAGAGGCUCUGGAGGUCGUGGACGUCCCUUCAGUACCGAAGACCAAAGUAUACGGGGUGCGAUGGGUGGUUUUGGCCAUUUUUGUGAUGUACUCGGCUUGCAACUCCAGCCACUGGAUUCAGCUCUCCAUCAUUACGGACGUCAUAGUCAAGUACUAUGGUAUCUCGACCACAUGGGUUGACUGGACCUCUAUGAUCUUCAUGGUUCUAUAUGUACCUUUCGUCUUUCCUGCUAGCUAUCUCUUGGAAAAGUUGGGUUUACGAAAAGCUGUGAUAAUAGGCAUAGUAGGCACAUGCGCAGGAGCAUGGGUCAAAGUGGGAUCUGUCAGUCCGGACCGCUUCUGGCUGGCGUUCGUCGGUCAAACCAUGAUAGCCUUCUCUCAAAUUUUCAUUCUGUCUGUUCCUGCACGGGUGGCGGCCGUUUGGUUCGGUCCCACGCAAGUGUCUUCAGCGUGUAGCAUUGGAGUAUUCGGUAAUCAGCUCGGAAUCGCUAUAGGGUUUCUAGUACCCCCAAUCAUUGUCAGAGCCGAUAGUACAAUAGAGAAAACUUCGACGCAGUUUUAUGUGUUACAUAUAUCCAGUGCUGUUGUGGCGACAAUAAUUCUGGUCCUCAUUUUAUUGUUUUUCGAAAACGCCCCGCCCACUCCCCCCUCUCAUGCUGCAGCUCAGCAAAUCGCUUCUGGGGAUACCGUCGAUUUUUCAGUUUCUUUGAAAAAUUUAAUUCAGAAUAGAUCUUAUGUAUUGCUUCUGAUUGCGUAUGGUAUCAUCACAGGAGUUUUUUAUGCAAUUUCGACACUUCUGAAUCAGAUCAUCCUAUAUUACCAUCCGGGUGCCAACGAAGACGCUGGACGUAUAGGGUUAGCCAUUAUUUUGGCAGGAAUGCUGGGGUCAGUCUGCUGUGGUGUCGUUUUAGACAAAUACCGUAAAUUCAAAGAAACGAUUUUGGUUGUAUAUGCGUUUUCGUUGGUAGGCAUGGCCACCUAUACGUUUACCCUAUCAAGCCCUAUUCCUGUUGUCUACGUAAUUUCCUGUUUAUUGGGAUUUUUCAUGACAGGACUGCUCCCCGUCGGUUUCGAACUGGCAGCCGAGCUGACCUACCCAGAACCCGAAGGCACUUCUGCAGGUCUGCUCAACGCGGCUGCUAACGUCUUUGGCAUCAUUUUCACCAGUAUUUACUCAUUCAUUUUCUACCAGUGGAGCGGUCUUUGGGCUAACCUGGCCAUGUGCGUCACGCUGAUAGUGGGGACGGUGCUUUUGGCGUGCACGAGUUCGGACUUGAGGAGACAGGCUGCACACAAAACACUGUAAUACCACACCUGCCACGUCAGAGUGAAUGUAUUUUGAACAUCAUAAGUGCCACUAUUUAUAUUUGUACUAUUUAUAGGAAUGUUUGUAGUAGAAGAAUGAGUUUAUGCUUAUGAAUUAAACUGAAAUUUGCGAAUUCGUAAA
This is a messenger RNA of Leptinotarsa decemlineata (Colorado potato beetle), 1596 nucleotides long. RefSeq names its product Histamine transporter (gene HisT). Gene Ontology annotation, cellular component: membrane. The record is from RefSeq and is a predicted model, not a curated record. Gene Ontology annotation, molecular function: heme binding; heme transmembrane transporter activity. Gene Ontology annotation, biological process: heme export; transmembrane transport. Lineage: Eukaryota; Metazoa; Arthropoda; Insecta; Coleoptera; Chrysomelidae.